This is a messenger RNA of Penicillium macrosclerotiorum, 783 nucleotides long. Its product is annotated as electron transfer flavoprotein subunit beta/FixA family protein. The record is from RefSeq and is a predicted model, not a curated record. Gene Ontology annotation, molecular function: electron transfer activity. The transcript is spliced from 3 exons. Gene Ontology annotation, cellular component: cytosol. The coding region runs from base 1 to 783 and encodes 260 amino acids. Lineage: Eukaryota; Fungi; Ascomycota; Eurotiomycetes; Eurotiales; Aspergillaceae.
AUGGCUAGCGGCCUGCGGAUUUUGGUCCCCAUCAAGCGGGUGAUCGACUAUGCGAUCAAACCUCGCAUCAACAAAGCGCAGACCGGUGUCGAAACUGCUGGUGUCAAGCAUUCCAUGAACCCUUUCGAUGAGCUCUCGAUUGAGGAGGCCGUUCGGUUGCGUGAGCGCAAGGGCCCACUCAAGGUUGAGAACAUCCUUGCUUUGUCUGCCGGUGGCCCCAAGGCUCCCGAUGUGCUGCGCACCGCUAUGGCCAUGGGUGCCGAUCGGGCGUUCCAUAUCGACGUUCCCGAGGCCAACGGCGGCCCCGAGCCGCUGACUAUUGCCAAAAUGCUAAAGUCUGUGGUCGAGAAGGAGAACAUCAACCUCGUGCUGCUGGGCAAGCAGGCAAUUGACGGUGACCAGGGUCAGACCGGCCAGAUGUUGGCUGGCCUACUGGGUUGGCCCGCUGCCACCCAGGCCAGCAAAGUGGAGGUGAAGGAUGAGGCUGGCACCCUCGAGGUGACCCAUGAGGUGGACGGUGGUGUUGAGACUCUGCGCGCCAAACUGCCAAUGGUUAUCACUACCGACUUGCGACUGAACGAGCCGCGCUACGCUAGCCUGCCCAACAUUAUGAAGGCUAAGAAGAAGCCGCUGGAGAAGAAGACCCUGGCCGAUUUUGGUGUGGAAGACACCCGCCGGUUGAAGACUCUCAAGGUGACCGAGCCCCCACCACGUAAGGGCGGCGGCAAGGUCGAGGAUGUCGAUGGCCUUGUAUCUAAGCUGAAGGAGCUGGGUGCUCUGUAA